This is a messenger RNA of Orcinus orca (killer whale), 3237 nucleotides long. Its product is annotated as NACHT, LRR and PYD domains-containing protein 14. Gene Ontology annotation, biological process: regulation of inflammatory response. Gene Ontology annotation, cellular component: cytoplasm. Lineage: Eukaryota; Metazoa; Chordata; Mammalia; Artiodactyla; Delphinidae. Gene Ontology annotation, molecular function: protein binding. The record is from RefSeq and is a predicted model, not a curated record.
AAAAAAAAAAAAAUUACUAUGGAACCUGUUUUGGUCAGAUCCUAAUCUAUAAUCUAGAUUAUUUCUGCAGUCCAGUCAAAACAAACAAAACCCUAAAACAGCCGAUAGCUCACAGGUUACUGUAGGAGAAAUUCCUGAUUUACUUUGUAAUUUUCAGAUAAUUCACCUUCUGUUUAAGAAGUAAAAUCUCCCUCUGUACAUUUUUACUUGUCCCAUCAAUCUUAUCCAAUCCCAUUGGCAAGAGUAGGGGGUGGCAUAUGAAAGGCUGGAAAGGAGAGGGGGUUGGAGAAAGAUCUAGGUUGAGUUCUAGCUGUACCACUUACCAACUCUGUCUCUUUAGGCAAAUCACUGAAGAGGAGACGAGGAACUUGAAGAUACGGUUUAAAUGAUUGCAGUACCCGUGCUAAAUAAGAAACUGAAUAAGGCUCUUAAGAUGGCUGAUAAAUAAGAGGAAAACAGAGGGCUCAAAAGACUAGGAUUUGAUAGCAUUUGAAGAACAGUCACCAUGGGAGUGAAGGCAUGAAACUGCUCUAUUAACUGGAAGGUAUUAGUUUAAGAGUUUAAUUAAUUUAAGGGACUCUGCAGAGUUUGGGUAGCUGCUGAUGAUAAAGUAUAAGUGAGAGCAUCAGAGUGAAAUGCUAGAGUGGAAUGAGGUCAUGGGGGUUGAGGUGGGCGAGAAUGCUGUUUGGGAAGGGCUUUAACUUUGAGCUCACCCAGAAUAAUUGUGGUGUUGGGGAGUGGAUGUGAAAGUAGCUUGUGAGCUAAGAAUGCAGAUCUUCAGGGACUAGUAUGGAUUUGUGACCAGAGAUGACAUGACAAGAGGUAAAUGGUGAUAUAUGCCAAUGGUGACACAUGUGCUUCAAGAGUAAUGAUGGGGGUACAAUAACAACGUUUUUUUUUUUUUUUUUUUUUUUUUUGCGGUACGUGGGCCUCUCACUGUUGUGGCCUCUCCCGUCGCGGAGCACAGGCUCCGGACGCGCAGGCUCAGCGGCCAUGGCUCACGGGCCCAGCCGGUCCGCGGCAUGUGGGAUCUUCCCGGACCGGGGCACGAACCCAUGUCCCCUGCAUCGGCAGGCGGACUCUCAACCACUGCACCACCAGGGAAGCCCAAUAACAACGUUUUAUAGGCUGAGAUGUAUGUUGGGUGUUGGUGGGGGAGAGAGAGAAUGAAGAAAUUUGCCAAUACUUAGUAGGAGCCUGUUCUGAGCCAGUUGAUAUAGGAACUCUACCUUAUUUAAUCCAUACCACAGUCCUCUGAGAUUGGUUCUGAUAUCCUUGCUUUGCAGAAGAGUAAUGAGAGAUGAAUUGCCUUUCUUUACUUCUUACAGCUCAUAAGUGUGGGACUGGGAGUAACUCUUGGGAAGGUGGAAGAAUCAUAGAUUGGUCUAUAUUAGAAGAAUGUUUUUAUGAUAGAAAAUGUAUAACAGUGGACAGGAAGUCAGUACUGAGCCUGAUACAGUAGGCUUCAAUACAGGUUUGUUGAAUUAAUAUAUGUUUUUAGAGGUAUUUCAUUUUCUAAACUUACUUUUCCAUAGGCCCCAUUUAUUCCACAUUCUUUUGAUUAUUUUUUCCCCACUGAAGCUUGAAUAUUGAUCCCUGGACAAGAUGACAGAUUUGUCAUCUUCCUCCUUCUUUUCUGAUUUGGGGCUGCUACUGUAUUUGGAGGAGCUAAACAAAGAGGAAUUAAAUAGAUUCAAGUCACUCCUAAAGAAUGAGACCACGGAACCUGGAUCCUGCAGGAUACCCUUGUCUGAAGUGAAGAAGGCCAAGCGGGAGGAUUUGGCUAACUUGAUGAACAAGUACCAUCCAGGAGAGCAGGCCUGGGGGGUGGCUCUCAAAAUCUUUGGCAAGAUGAACCUAAAGGAUCUGUGUGAGAGAGCAAACGCAGAGAUCAACUGGACAGCCCAGACGAGACCAGAGGACACUGGGGCCAGAGAGGUACAAGGUGAUCAGGAAGCAGUGCUGGGUGACGGAGCAGAAUACAGAGUUCAAAUAAGGGAAACAUUUUGCAUCAUGUUAGAUAAGAACCAUUUGCUUGGAGAAUCUGAAAACUUCUGUCAUGAAAUUGCUCAGGAAGGCCGAGAACUGUUGGAACGUUUGUUUGAUGAGGAUGUCAGAACAGCUUGGAAUCAGUCCUGCGACCUAACUACGGUUUGUUGCCGAAAUAUCUCUAAGGCUCUCAUCAGAAGCCAAAGCUUGUUAUCUCUGAAUCCAUCAACGAAUAAUCUCUUGGAUGACAGAGUGAAGAUGUCGUGUGAGGCCUUAAUGCAUCCAACGUGUAACCUAGAGAGAUUAUCCUUAGAAAGCUGUGGGCUCACGGUAGCUGGUUGUGAGGAUCUCUCUUUGGCUCUCAUCAGCAGUAAAAGGCUGACACGUUUAUGCUUGGUGGACAGUGUCUUGGGAGAUAGUGGAGUAAAGCUUAUGAGUGAUGCCUUGAAACAUGCAGAGUGCACUCUACAGAGCCUUGUGCUGAGGCAUUGCCAUUUCACUUCACCCAGCAGUGAAUCUCUCUCAACCUCCCUCCUGCGCAACAAGAGCCUGACGCAUCUGGAUCUGGGGUCAAACUGCCUACAAGAUAAUGGAGUAAAGCUUCUGUGUGAUGUCUUUCGGCAUCCAGGCUGCAGUCUCCAAGACCUGGAAGUGAUGGGCUGUGUUCUCAUUAGUGCAUGUUGUCUGGAUCUGUCUUCUGCUAUUUUGAACAACCCAAACCUGAAGAGCCUGGACCUUGGGAACAAUGACCUGCAGGAUGAUGGAGUAAGAAUUCUGUUUGAGGCUUUGAGACAUCCAAACUGCAAUAUUCAGAGGCUUGGUUUAUUCUGUUGCCCAUUGGAAGCCAUUGAAACUUCUGAAAACAGGAGUGGUGAUCUGAGCUGCACUUGACUAUUAUAUCCCUGGCAUCUGUGAAAGAUGGACUGCAGAGAAAGGUUGGAGGCAGAGGGCCAUCCUGUACAUGCUAAGCAGAAGCUAUGGUCCUGUCUUCAUGGUGUGCUGAGCUCAGAGGAAGACGUGAAAUGAUUUGCAUAAGGAGAUUCAUUGACAAGAAAACUGCUAGAGUCCAAACUUGAGGCCCAGGACUGGAAAUGAAACAAAGGGCCCCCCAACAGGAGCUCUCCAUGGGACUGUGAGAUCCCACAAGGUAGGAACCUGAUCUUAUACAUUUCCAAAGCUCACAGCGGCUGACACCGUCAUCAUUAUCCAGGAGGUGUGCAAUUCAUCAGCCUAAAGUGAUCUGAAAUA